AUGAUAGCCACUAGACAUACGAGGAGAUACAGAUUCAAUAUUCAACCUAAAAAUAUGGUGAGAAACUAUAAAAAUUUGAGUUAUGAAAAGAAACAAGAAUACAUCCAAAAGAAAUCAACAAAAAAUAAAGAAAGAAGAUUGGCAAACAAAACAUCAAACACAGAGACAUAUGGCAGCAGCUCAUCUAACCAAGAAGUACCGACUGAAAUUCAAAACAAAACUAAAAAUGACAAGAAAAGAGAACUCACAAAUAUAAUGCCAGAUAUAGAGAGUAAUGAUGAGCAAACGAAUUCAAAAAAACCACGUGUUGAAUGGUUAUGUAGAGCCCAAAUGGACAAGGUUGAAUAUGAUGGAGAAAUAUCAUAUGAACCGGUAUGCUCGCCUCUACACAAGCUUAAAAAGGUCCUUCCAUGUAGCUAUUGCGGAGCUAAAAGAUUUGAAUACGAGCCACCGACAUUUUGCUGCCAGAAUGGAAAAGUAAAAUUGGCAACAUCAAAAAUUCCAGAAGAACUAUUAUUAUUAUUCACUUCAGACUGUGAGGAAGCAAUCCAAUUUAGAAACAACAUCCGACUAUACAAUAGUAUUUUCGCAUUCACAUCAUUUGGAGUCAAAUUGGACAAAGAGUUAGCUUCAAACAGAAAAGGAGUUUACACAUUUCGAGCUCGAGGACAAAUAUAUCACGAACUACCAACUUUAAUUCCACAUGACGGAAUUCCGAGAUACUUUCAACUAUACUUUUAUGAUAGUAGCAAUGAGCUAGAGAAUCGAAUGAAUGCAGUUGGAGAGGCAGAUUUAAAUAGACAACUCAUGGAAAAACUGAUGAGCAUUUUAGCAGACAACCCAUAUGCUCAAUUCUUCCGAAGUCUGAAUAACUAUGAAUCUCACAAAAAUAUUGAAAUUAGGAUCGCAUCAACUGUAAGAUCAAAUCAGCAGGUAUAUAAUGCACCUACAUCAAGCGAAGUCGCAGCUAUUUGGGUGGAAGGAAACAGCCCGAAUGCUCCAUUUGAAAGGGAAAUAAUAAUUCAUGCACACUCAGGACACAAUUACAAAAUCAAGCAGUUUUUCGGCUGUUACGAUCCAUUGCAGUAUCCCUUUCUCUUUCCAAAAGGUGAAAGUGGAUGGCAUCAGAAUAUUAAAAGACAUGACCCGUCAAACAAAACAAACUUGCAACAAAGCGGAAUUAAUUUUCAAAAUGUUGCAUCAGCCUCUGAAAUAAUUGAGAGAGAGAAUCAAGUUGCCAAACCAAAUACCCGUGGAAAUGUGUCGUGCCGAGAAUAUUACUGCUAUAAACUACAAAUAAGAGAUGCAGAAUUCCCAAUACUACUUCUUGCAGAUCGCCUGCUGCAGCAAUAUGCGGUUGACAUGUACAUCAAAAUAGAAACAACAAGACUUGAUUAUAUAAGAAGGGAACAAUCGCAAAUAAGAGCCGAGUUAUAUUCCGGAAUUGUAGAUAGCAUAAUAGCUGGCGAGACUAGAGCAGAUCAAGUGGGGAAAAGAUUAGUGUUGCCCGCAUCUUUCAUAGGAGGACCUAGAGACAUGCGACGAAGGUACAUGGAUGCAAUGGCAUUAGUUCAAAGAUUUGGAAAACCUGAUUUAUUUAUAACAAUGACAUGCAACCCCGAGUGGGAAGAAAUAAAACAAGAGUUAAAACCAAAUCAAACUUCAAAAGCAAGAGCUGAUUUGAUUGCAAGAGUUUUUCGAGCAAAGCUACAAGAUCUCAAGGAUUUGUUAUAUAAAAAAGAAAUUUUUGGCCGAAUAGCAGCUCAUGUCCAUGUUAUAGAGUUUCAAAAAAGAGGUUUACCACAUGCCCAUAUAUUAAUCAUAUUGCAUCCUCAUCAUAAAUUGUCAAGUCCGGAUGAAUUUGAUAAAUAUAUCAGUGCGAAAAUUCCCGACAAAGAAAAGCAUCCAGAUUUGUAUGAAAUGGUUUCAAAGCACAUGAUGCAUGGCCCAUGUGGGAAAAAAUAUCCUACUUGCCCCUGUAUGAUUGAAGGAAAAUGCAGAUUUCACUACCCGCGCCAGUACUCACAGCAAACAACACUAGGAAAAGAUGGCUAUCCUAUAUAUAAAAGACCAAACAACGGACGACAGGUGAAGACAAGAAAAUGCGGAUUGGACAACAGAUGGGUUGUGCCGUAUAGCCCAUAUCUAUUGACCAGAUAUAGUUGCCAUGUAAAUGUAGAAGUUUGCGCGGGAUAUAAAGCAGUAAAAUACUUGUACAAAUAUAUAUACAAAGGGCAUGAUCGGGUAGCUGUAAAUAUAGCUCAUGAUGAAGACGCUAACCAAAUAGAUGAAAUAAAACAAUUCCAAGACGCAAGGUGGGUGUCUGCGCAAGAGGCUAUGUGGAGAAUUUAUGAAUUUGAACUAAAUCAAAUGCAUCCAGCUGUUAUAAAUCUUCAAUUGCACCUCCCGAAUAAGCAAUCAGUUGCAUUUUGGAAGGGACAAGACUUACGAUACGUUGCUGAUUCCGAACACAACAAAAAAACAAUGCUAACAGAGUUCUUUCAUACAUGCGCAACAGACAAGUAUGCUGAAAAACUAUUAUACAGAGAAUUCCCAGAGCAUUAUACAUGGAGCGGGAUGGAAAGAAUAUGGUCAAAAAGAAAAAAUAAAAAAGUGAUAGGGCGUGUCAAUGCAGCAAAUCCAAUUGAAGGCGAGAGAUAUUACAUGAGGAUUUUGUUGAGUCAUGUAAGAGGACCAAAAUCAUUUAAUGAUUUGCUAACUGUCAACGGUGUUCCAUACUCAACAUUCAAGGAAUCAGCAAUGAACAGAGGAUUGCUAGAAUAUGAUAACAGUGCAUCAGAAUGCAUGAAAGAAGCUGUAGAGUACCAAAUGCCAAAAGAACUACGAAGACUAUUUGCCACAUUAUUAGUGUAUUGUGAUCCUCCAAGUGUUAGACAAUUGUGGGACGAUAAUUAUGAAGCCAUGGCAGAAGAUUUUAAAAAAAUACUUGAAAAUUCACUUGAAAUGCAGAUUUCUUCUACUCUUGAAAGCAUCAACUAUUAUUUAAAAAGCAUGGGAAAAAACAUAAAAGACUAUGAUUUACCAAAAGUAAAGGCAAGAGCAGACCAAAUAUUCUCAAACGUGACAAAAGAAAUUGAAGAAGAGAUGGCAAUAGAAGUACCACAAGAAGACCUCGAUGCAACAAAUAAGCUAAAUAAUGAGCAAAUGAAAGCAUAUAAUGUCAUUCUUGCAAGAAUAAAUUCAAAAAAAAGUGGAGCAUUCUUCGUUGAUGGACCAGGUGGAACCGGGAAAACAUUCCUUUAUCGUGCACUCCUUGCUAACAUACGUUCAAAAGGAAUGAUAGCUCUAGCUACAGCAACAUCUGGAGUGGCAGCAGCAAUUAUGCCCGGAGGAAGAACUGCACAUAACCGAUUUUCAAUACCUUUAAGUCCUACGGAGUCCAGCUUAUGUGGGAUUUCAAAACAAACUGGCAAGGCCGAAUUAUUAAGGAAAGCAACACUAAUAAUAUGGGACGAGGCGCCGAUGGCUAAACGAUUUGCAAUAGAAACUGUUGACAGAAGCCUUAAGGAUAUUAUGAACAGUACAGAACCAUUUGGAGGAAAAGUUUUUGUCUUUGGAGGAGAUUUUAGACAAGUACUUCCGGUGGUGCCUAAAGGAACAAGACAAGAAACUGUUAGCUCAAGUCUCAUAAAAUCAUAUCUAUGGGAAAAAAUGGAGGUGUUGAAAUUGACGGUAAAUAUGAGGGCCAAAUCGGACAAAGAUUUUGGCAAUUUUCUACUUCGAAUCGGUAACGGAGAAGAACCAACAAAAGGAGAUAACUUGAUAAAGAUACCAGAAGAGAUGGUAAUAAAAGACGGAGAUGACAAUGCCUCCGAAAAUGCACUUAUUGAUGCAGUGUACCCGUCAUUGCAAGAAAAUUCUACCUCGCCAAAUUUCAUGACAAAUCGAGCAAUAUUGGCAACUAAAAAUGAAUAUGUAGACAAUUUAAACCAAAAGAUGAUAACAUUAUUCCCUGGAGAAAGCAAAAUCUAUAAUAGCUUUGAUGAGGCGGUAGACGAUACAACUAAUUACUAUCAAGAGGAGUUUUUAAAUACUUUACUGCCGAAUGGAUUGCCUCCACAUAAGUUAGAACUGAAAGUCAAUUGCCCUAUCAUGCUGUUAAGAAACUUAGACCCUUCAAAUGGAUUGUGUAAUGGAACAAGAAUGGUAUGCAAAAAAUUUGGUAAUAAUGUCAUACACGCUGAAAUAACAGUGGGCCAACAUACUGGAAAACAAGUGCUUCUACCAAGGAUACCAUUAUCUCCGGCAGAAAAUGAAGGAUAUCCAUUUCGUUUCAAGAGAAAACAAUUUCCUGUGCGUCUCUGUUUUGCUAUGACUAUAAAUAAGGCACAAGGACAAACAAUUCAAAAUGUAGGAGUUUAUUUGCCAGAACCAGUUUUCUCACACGGACAAUUAUAUGUGGCACUUUCUAGAGGAGUUUCAUUGUCAACAACUAAAGUCCUUGUGAAGUCUGAAAAAACAAAGAAAGCAAAAGGAAUAUAUACGAAAAACGUUGUAUAUAAAGAAGUUCUACUUCCUUAG
Messenger RNA from Mercurialis annua (annual mercury), 4542 nucleotides. RefSeq lists its product as uncharacterized. The record is from RefSeq and is a predicted model, not a curated record. Gene Ontology annotation, biological process: telomere maintenance; DNA repair. NCBI's taxonomy places the organism in Eukaryota, Viridiplantae, Streptophyta, Magnoliopsida, Malpighiales, Euphorbiaceae. Bases 1 to 4542 code for a protein of 1513 amino acids. The transcript has a single exon. Gene Ontology annotation, molecular function: DNA helicase activity.